Molecule: messenger RNA, 3048 nt
Organism: Dovyalis caffra
Lineage: Eukaryota; Viridiplantae; Streptophyta; Magnoliopsida; Malpighiales; Salicaceae
Source: the annotation of a GenBank genome assembly
AUGGAAGCAACUCUUGAGCAACUAGAGCGCAAGAAAAAGAAGGAAGAGAAGGCUCGAGAAAAAGAACUGAAAAAACUUAAAGCUGCACAAAAAGAAGCUAAAUUUAAGGUACAUCUCCAAUCCAAGAAAAAAUCAAGGCAAGAUGAGGAGGAGAAGGUGGGCGAGGAGGAAAUUUUUAGAGAUCCACCAACUCCUUCUGGACAAAAGAAAAUACUUUCUGCUCUUAUGCCAAAAAACUACAAUCCCUCCAGUGUAGAGAAAUGUUGGUACGAUUGGUGGGAGGCUUCAGGGUUUUUUGUGGCCAAUGCCAGCAGUUCUAAGCCCCCAUUUGUUAUAUUGCUUCCCCCACCAAAUGUGACCGGGAACCUACAUUUAGGGCAUGCCCUCACAGCAGCCAUUCAGGAUACAAUGAUCCGUUGGAAGAGAAUGUCUGGAUUUAAUGCCUUAUGGGUGCCUGGUCUUGACCAUGCUGGAAUUGCGACACAGGUCGUAGUAGAGAAGAAGUUAAUGCAUGAGAGUCACUUAACAAGGCACGAUCUAGGUCGUGAAAAAUUUGUAUCUGAAGUUUGGAAGUGGAAGCACGAGCAUGGAGGUAACAUAUUAAAACAGCUUCGCCGGUUGGGUGCAUCCCUCGACUGGUCCCGUGAGUGUUUUACAAUGGAUGAACAAAGAUCAAAGGCUGUAAUAGAGGAAUUUGUUCGGCUAUACAAGGAAGGUCUGAUAUAUAGGGAUCUCCGGCUAGUAAACUGGGACUGCACCUUACGAACUGCUAUAUCUGAUGAUGAGGUAGAUAAAAUUGAUAUCAAAGAGAGGAAAUUUCUAAAUAUUCCUGGUUAUAACAAACAAGUGGAAUUUGGUGUUUUGACCUCAUUUGCCUACCCUCUUGAGGGAGGGCUUGGUGAAAUUCUUGUUUCCACUACUAGGGUGGAAACAAUUCUUGGUGAUACAGCUAUUGCUGUACAUCCAGAUGAUGAGAGGUACGGUCAUUUGCAUGGAAAAUUCGCUAUUCAUCCAUUCAAUGGGAGAAAACUUCCAAUAAUCUGUGAUGCCAUUCUUGUUGAUCCAGGUUUUGGGACAGGUGCUGUUAAGAUCACUCCUGCCCAUGAUCCGGAGGAUUUUAAGGCUGGGAAACGUCACAAUCUUGAAUUUAUUGAUAUCUUUACUGAUGAUGGAAAGAUAAAUGACAAUGGUGGUGCAGAGUUCUCAGGGAUGCCACGUUUCCAGGCACGUGAGGCAGUGAAGGAAGCGCUAAAGAAAAAAGGAUUGUAUAGAGGUGCUGAAAACAAUGAGAUGCGACUUGGCCUUUGUUCGAGAAGCAAUGAUGUUGUGGAGCCAAUGCUAAAGCCCCAGUGGUUUGUUAACUGUAAUGAUUUGGCAAAGAAAGCUCUUAAAGCGGCAACAGUUGGAGAAAAUCCAACGCUUGAAUUCAUACCGAAGCAAUUUUUGGCUGAAUGGAAAAGAUGGCUUGGAAAUAUACGUGAUUGGUGCAUCUCAAGGCAGCUUUGGUGGGGUCACCGCAUUCCUGCAUGGUAUGUUACACUUGAAGAUGAUGCAGAGAAGGAUUUUGGGGUCUACAAUGACCACUGGGUAGUGGGUAGGAAUGUGGAGGAGGCUUUAGCAGAGGCUAGCCAGAAAUUUUCUGGGAAGAAGUUUGAUAUUAGCCAAGAUCCAGACGUGUUGGACACCUGGUUUUCUUCUGGUUUAUUUCCAUUAGCUGCGUUGGGAUGGCCUGACGAUACUGGUGAUUUAAGAGCAUUUUAUCCAACUUCGGUUCUUGAAACUGGGCAUGAUAUUCUAUUCUUUUGGGUCGCUCGGAUGGUGAUGUUAGGAAUUCAAUUGGGAGGUGAUGUACCUUUCAGGAAGGUUUUCCUGCAUCCUAUGGUUCGUGAUGCACAUGGCCGUAAGAUGUCGAAAUCUUUGGGAAAUGUUAUUGACCCACUUGAAGUAAUAGAUGGAAUAAGCCUUGAAGGCCUUCACAAAAGGCUUGAGGAAGGUAACUUGGAUAAAAAAGAGCUGGUUGUGGCAAAAGCAGGACAGAAGCAAGACUUCCCUAACGGUAUAGCUGAAUGCGGUACGGAUGCUCUUCGAUUUGCUCUUGUCUCCUAUACAGCUCAGUCUGACAAAAUAAAUUUGGACAUCCAACGAGUUGUUGGAUAUCGUCAGUGGUGUAACAAACUAUGGAAUGCUGUUCGAUUUGCAAUGAGCAAAUUUGACUCUGAUUACACUGUGUCAGCUUUGGAUUCAUAUGAGCUCUCAGAUGCUGCCAGCACAGUCUAUUCAUGGUGGCAAUAUCAAUUCUGUGACAUUUUCAUUGAGUCAAUUAAACCUUACUUUGCUGGGGAUGAUAUAGCAUUUGCCUCCGAGAGUUCUGCACAGGACACUCUCUGGGUAUGUUUGGAUAGUGGACUGAGAUUACUUCAUCCGUUUAUGCCAUUUGUUACAGAAGAAUUGUGGCAACGCCUUCCUCCUGCCAGGGGCCACACAAGGAAAGAGUCAAUUAUGACAUCUGAAUACCCAUCAGCUGCAGAGGCCUGGAGAAAUGAAGAGGUGGAAUAUGAAAUGAACCUUGUUGAGUCCACCGUUAAAUGUCUAAGGUUGUUGAGGGCUGAGGUGCUUGAGGAGCAAAAAAAUAAAAGGCUACCAGCUUUUGCAUUUUGCAAAAUGAGAGCUGAUGCUGAGAUCCUCAGAAGCCGCAACUUUGAGAUUUUAACUCUUGCGAAAAAUUUGUCAUCUAUUCAGGUUCUGUUGAGUGGCAAAGAUGCUCCUUCUACUGGAUGUGCAUUUGAGAAUGUUAACGAGAGUCUUGCAGUCUAUCUUAAGGCUGAAGGGAAAGUUAACGUAGAAGUAGAGCUUGUGAAGAUGAGAAACAGAUUGGAUGAGAUACAGAAACAACAGGAGAAAUUGGAGAGGAAGAUUAAUGCAUCAGGCUAUAAGGAAAAAGUACCUCUUGAAAUUCAGGACAAGGAUGCUGAAAAGCUGACUAAACUAUUUCAAGAAAUGGAACUUUUCAAGAAAGAGAGUGAACGGUUGGAAGCUGAGAACUUGUAA